AUGAAGUUGGUUGUAAAAUCUAUACAAAUAUAUAUACCUUAUGAACUUUCACAUUUAACUGCAAUUAUAAAAUUAAUUAAAAUUGUAAUUAAUCAUUUAAGUCAACCAAAUAAUUUAACAACUAUAAGAGAUAUUUAUUAUCAAGAUGUUGAAAUUUUCAACAAGAAACAACAAGAAUGUAAAAAAUUAUUAAUUGAUGUAUUUGAAGAUUCAUUAAAUUGGUCAUUAAUUAAUGAUUUAAAUAUACAUCCAACUCAAAAAGGAUUAUUUUUUGAUAGUUUUAGUAAUGAACCAAUGCUAAUUCCAAUUAAUUUUGAAAAUUAUUUUGAAAAUAAAAAAUUUUGUAUUAAUGAUUUAAAAAUUGUGGUUGUUGAAAAAGAUGCUGUUUUCCAUUCAUUUUGUCAAUUUCUUAAUCUUAAUUCUAAUAGUGUCAAGGAAUUAAAUUAUAUUAUAAUUACUGCCAAGGGAUUUGCUGAUAAAUUGACACUUAGAUUCUUGUCAUUUUUAAAUUCAACUUAUAAACCAAUUGCAAUUUAUGGUUUCUUUGAUUCUGAUGUAUAUGGUAUAAUGAUUUAUAAACAAUUUAAUGAAAAUUGUGGAAAUAGUAACUUAAAUUUUAAUGGUAUAUUUUUAUUUGACACUAAUCCUAUUAGUUGGUUGAAUAUAACCAAUAGAGAUUUUAAAAUAAUGAGUAAAAUGUCAAAUGACAUAAAUUCAUCAACUCAUAGAGAGUUAUCAAGAGGUAUGUUUUUCCAUAAAAAAGUUGAAAUGAAUGUUGUUUCAAAUAAAGAUGGUAAAGAUGAAACAACAAAUUAUAAUCAAUAUAUUUUUAAUAAAACCUUUAAAUAA
Messenger RNA from Lodderomyces jiufengensis, 849 nucleotides. It is a transcript of the gene SPO11, whose product is annotated as Spo11p. Lineage: Eukaryota; Fungi; Ascomycota; Pichiomycetes; Serinales; Debaryomycetaceae. Gene Ontology annotation, biological process: meiotic DNA double-strand break formation; meiotic DNA double-strand break processing; reciprocal meiotic recombination. Gene Ontology annotation, cellular component: nuclear chromosome. The transcript has 2 exons. Bases 1 to 849 code for a protein of 282 amino acids. The record is from RefSeq and is a predicted model, not a curated record. Gene Ontology annotation, molecular function: DNA topoisomerase type II (double strand cut, ATP-hydrolyzing) activity; DNA binding; ATP binding.